Molecule: messenger RNA, 1629 nt
Organism: Ostreobium quekettii
Lineage: Eukaryota; Viridiplantae; Chlorophyta; Ulvophyceae; Bryopsidales; Ostreobiaceae
Source: the annotation of a GenBank genome assembly
AGUGUGAGUUUGGCAACAAUGUCUCUGGCCUUCGAUGAGUUCGGGAGGCCUUUCAUCAUCCUCAAAGAACAGGAGCAGAAGGCACGGCUAAAGGGCAUUGAGGCCCAGAAGGCAAACAUACUGGCGGCAAAGAGCGUUGCCCGCAUCAUGCAGUCGUCCCUUGGACCCAAGGGAAUGGACAAGAUGCUGCAGGGACCUGAUGGAGACGUGACAGUGACCAAUGAUGGGGCGACGAUCCUGGAGCAAAUGGAGGUAGAGAACCAGAUUGGCAAGCUCAUGGUGGAGUUGUCAAGGUCACAGGAUCAUGAGAUUGGUGAUGGCACAACAGGCGUCGUUGUGCUGGCUGGGGCACUCCUAGAGAAAGCUGAGUUCUUGCUGGACAUGGGCAUGCAUCCUCUGAGGAUAGCAGAGGGCUAUGAAAUGGCAUGCAAGGUCGCAACAAAGAACCUUGAAGCAAUCUCGGAGGAGUUCGAAUUCAGUGUGGACAACUGUGAGCCGCUGAUCCAAACAUGCAUGACAACCCUGUCAUCAAAGAUUGUUGGGCGAUGCAAACGUGCCAUGGCUGAAAUGUGCGUGAAGGCGGUCUUGGAUGUUGCUGACCUCAAGAGGAGGGACGUGAACCUGGACCUUAUCAAGGUGGUGGGAAAGGUGGGUGGACAGCUGGAGGAUGCUAGGCUUGUGGAAGGCCUGAUCAUUGACAAGGAUUUCAGCCAUCCUCAGAUGCCCAAAGAGCUGAAUGACGUGAAGAUUGCCAUCCUGACUUGCCCAUUUGAGCCUCCCAAGCCGAAGACCAAGCAUAAGGUCAACAUUGACAGCGUUGAGAAAUUCGAGGAGCUCCGACGUCAGGAGCAGGACUACUUUGUUGACAUGGUGCAGAAAUGCAAGGAUUCUGGUGCUGGUUUGGUGAUAUGCCAGUGGGGCUUUGACGAUGAGGCGAAUCACCUCCUAAUGCACAGGAAUAUGCCUGCAGUUCGGUGGGUGGGUGGCGUUGAGAUCGAACUCCUGGCUGUUGCCACUGGUGCAAGAAUCGUCCCCAGGUUUUCUGAACUCACCCCUGACAAGCUUGGAUUCGCGAAACAAGUGAGGGAGGUUGCCUUUGGAACAACCAAGGACCGCAUGCUGUUAGUUGAAGGCUGUCCCAACACAAAAGCUGUCACUAUUUUCGUUCGAGGAGGUAAUCGGAUGAUUGUGGAAGAGACGAAACGCUCCAUCCAUGAUGCCCUGUGUGUCGCCCGCAACCUUGUGCGGGAUAACCACAUUGUGUACGGUGGCGGUGCGGCGGAAAUCUCCUGCUCCCUGGUUGUGGCAAGUGAGGCGGACAAGAUAGCCGGUGUGGAGCAGUAUGCCAUGAGAGCGUUUGCAGACGCCCUGGAGUCGAUUCCAAUGGCCCUGGCGGAAAACAGUGGCUUGCCAGCCAUUGACAGCGUCACUGCCAUCAAAAAGGCGCAGGUGGAAACAGGGAAUCCUUGGCUGGGUGUGGAUUGCAAUGAGGUUGGCACAAACGACAUGAAGGGACAAGUAGUAUUUGAGACGCUGAUAGGGAAGAAGCAGUGCCUAUUCCUCGCAACACAGGUGUGCAAGAUGAUCUUGAAGAUUGACGACGUCAUAGAACCCAAACGUUUUGAGUAA